Molecule: messenger RNA, 1725 nt
Organism: Salvia miltiorrhiza (redroot sage)
Lineage: Eukaryota; Viridiplantae; Streptophyta; Magnoliopsida; Lamiales; Lamiaceae
Exons: 7
Coding region: 189-1460 (423 amino acids)
Source: RefSeq, a predicted model, not a curated record
UAAAAUUAAAAUUUACCUUAAACUCAAAGUAUGACGAUGAAUGUUACCAAGCAGCCAAAAACUGCCAAGCGCUGACCAGGCCGCGUAAAAACUCUGGCUUCUAUACCUUCUUGAUUAAGCUAAAACCUUCAAAUUGUUAAUGCGCUCAAUCCCCUUCAUCAUCAAUUGAAUUUCUCAAAUCACCAAAAAUGGAGCAGCCGUUGCUAUCAGCUGAGAAAAGAGAGAGCGACAGAUGGAGCUCUUACGAGCAUGUGGGCAGAGCGGGCUCCGCCAUCCCGACGGCGUCCCUCCCCGGAAGCGUAGUCAGCGUCGACGAAAUUCGAUCGGCGGCGGCUUCUUCCGACAUCUACCCGCCAUCUCUUCAUGCGCCUCUGCUUAGUUCUCCACAACCUCACUAUCCAAGUAAACAAGUGGUUGGUCAGCCCCAUGACGCUUAUCAUGGUCAUUUAAGAGAGAAUGCUAUAGAUGGACAAAGGCAAGUACUGGAUGAGGUAGAAAUACGAGAACUACUCUUAGAUCAUGUUGGUCACCGUUGUUGUUGGGGUAGUCGGCCAGCCCGAACAUGGACUAUUCGAGCGGUGGAGGAUUGCAAUGUUUAUGUGGGAACCCUCGAAACUUUUGCUGAAGAUAGGGAAAUAAUAACUGAGAAGGAGCCAUAUAUUGGUGGUGAUGCGCAUGGAAAAGACAAGGGUCCUGAACUCGGAAUAUGGGAACUGGAUCUGAGGUCUGAGUUUCCCCCGCUAUUCAUUCCUGAAAAAGAGUCGCGCGUUGUAAUUCCUCGUUCAGAAGCUGUUGAGAAAUGCUCUGGUUGUGGGGGAAGAGGAGAUGUCGUAUGCCUCACUUGUAAUGCAGAUAAAGAGCCUGGUUUCUACAAGGAGAAUCAAAUGUUUCAGUGCUCAACUUGUCACGGGAGAGGUUUGUUGGCACAUAUGGAUGGAUCUGAUUCAAUAUGUAAAAACUGCAAUGGUAAGGGGAAAUUGCCUUGUGCAACAUGUGGGUCUCGAGGAUUAAUCAAAUGUGAGACGUGUCAAGGUAGUGGCUCUCUUCUGACACGCAAAGUGGCCAUUGUAAGAUGGAAAACCUUGCAAGCGAGAAAAGUGAGUGUGACCAGUGGGGCAGCGUCUGUCCCAGACGAAGUUUUCCACAGGGCGAAAGGAGUGCAGUUGUGCAAUACACAAGCCCAGCAGUGUAGCCCAGCCUAUUUUGCUGACUCAUAUUUCCUCAACAAGUUUUCAUCAGAGGUGAUUGCUGAAAGGGCUCAAGUAUCUCCAACUGCAAGAGUGAUCUGUGAAAGGCAUGCCAUCUCCGUCGUUCCAGUAACUCGAGUCACCAUGACUCAACGUCGUGGCUCCUUCACUUUCUAUAUCAUCGGAACCACCAGAGAGGUGUACUUGAAGGAUUCUUAUCCUUCGACAAUUUGCUGGGGGCUUUGCCCUUGCCUCGAGUGGCUCAAGCUGUAGUGUAAUGUCUUAAUAGAUAGCUCGUUUUCGCUCCAACCAAUAGGUUGGUGGUUCGAUUCAUCUAGUUUGCGUGAUUGUGAGUGUGUGAAUUGUAACUUAAAAAAAAAAAAGACAAAAAUUUAUUACCAGUUCGAUUGUGUUAUCCUGCGACGAACAUAGGAGUUUAGAGUUGAGUUUGUUGAUGUGUUGUAUUGUUGUUGUUCUCUCUGAGGCUCUGAAGUUUCUCUAUGUUUUGAUCUUUCAGUUAAAGUGCAUUUUUUUUUCA